Anopheles marshallii is the source of this 1851-nucleotide messenger RNA. Its product is annotated as RNA-binding protein 28. Gene Ontology annotation, molecular function: RNA binding. NCBI's taxonomy places the organism in Eukaryota, Metazoa, Arthropoda, Insecta, Diptera, Culicidae. The coding region runs from base 1 to 1851 and encodes 616 amino acids. The transcript has a single exon. The record is from RefSeq and is a predicted model, not a curated record.
AUGAUAACGGAAAGUUCGGAGAACCACACAUCCGGCAAGUUCAGUAAAAAUGAACUUCGCAGGCGCAGUCGCACGUACCUUCACCGGCAGUGUCGCAUUAUCAUUCGUAACCUAUCGUACAAAAUCACGGAAAACAUGCUGCGCAGUGAAUUCGAAAGGUUUGGCAAUCUCGAGGAAGUUAAUAUUCUUAAGCGGGAGGAUGGAAAGCUGGUUGGCUGUGCGUUCCUGCAAUUUUCCCAGCGAGAAGAGUCUGACCGGGCCAUUCAGGAGAUGGAUAGUCACAUUUUCAUGGGAAGGAAGAUAGAGGUGCAUUAUGCUAAAGAUAAAGCGGACUAUUCCAGGAUAAAAAAAGAGAAAAUCAAAGAGGAAGAUGCCGUUAAAAUUGAAGACGAUGAUGGUGUUCAAAUUAAGGAGGAAGAGGAUGAUGAUGAUGAUGAUGAAGAUGACGAGGACGAGGACGACUACACUGAUGACGAUGAUGAGAACGAGGACGAUGACAUCGAUGAGGAUGUGGAUGAAAAACCUCCGAAAGGGUUAAAAUCCUCCAUUAAAAAAGAGAAACGGCACAACGAGGUUGAGGAAGAACGAGAAGUGUUUGUGAAGAAUCUACCCUACGAGGUGGAUGCAAGCGAAUUGAUGGAGAUAAUGUCUCAGUUUGGCAAAGUGGAGAAAGCUCUAAUCAACAAGGAGCGCAUAUCGGGACACUCGAAAGGAACUGCGUUUGUAAUAUUCAGGCGGAAAGACUCGGCUGAAAUCAGCUGCCGUCAAAGCCUCAAGCUGAGAGUGCACGAUCAGUACAUCGAAAUUAUGCCAGCGCUGCGCAAGGCCGACAUCAUGAAUCGUGAGAAGGUAAAGCAAGCGAAAGAUUCACGAAAUCUGUACCUACUCAAGGAAGGAUUGAUCAUGGCUGGUUCGCCCGCAGCAAAGGACGUAUCAAAGGGAGACAUGGCACAAAGAUUGCGCUUAGAACAGCGCAGUAACGAGAUGCUAAAAAACUUUAAUCGUUUUGUCUCGCGGGAACGGCUAACCAUACACAACCUCCCACAGAGCUACACAAAUGAGGAGCUGCGAAAAAUGAUCAUCAAAAACACGUCGUGCAAACCAAAGGAAUGUCGUGUGAUGCAAGAGAAUCGUCAAUCGUUCGGUAAUGCAAUGAGCAAAUCACGUGGGUAUGGCUUUGUUUCGUUUGCAAAGCACGAAAUAGCACUGGAAGUGCUACGAAAGCUCAACAACAAUCCGGCCAUUUUCGGAAAGAACAGUAGACCCAUCGUUUCGUUCAGUAUCGAAGAUCGUAUCGUUUACAACAUUAGACAGAAGCGGUUGGAAAAAUCAAGGCUGAAUAAUCCUACCUACCAGAAGAAAAUGGAAGAGCUGAAAGCGAAACGGUUGCAAAAAGCGCAAUCCCGAAAGGAAACGCGGCGCAACACGCUGGAACAGUUGGCUGUGGCCCCGGUUACAUUGUUGCAAAAGCUUAAUGCUAAGUCGAGGGCCGUUGACUUGGCACAGAAAAAGAAACAACGCAAACGUGACGUUGAAGAGACACCGUUCGCGGGAGAGUUAGCGCAGGAGGGCAAGAAGGGCAUCCGAUCGACCCGUAAGAUAUCCAUCCAGGCCAAAACACACUUGAAGCGUAUUAAUCAGGAGCGCAAGGAAGAGAAAAAGAAGCGCACCAAGCAGGAACACGCGCGGAAUCGGAAGGCCAAGGAGGGUGUGAAAAAGGUGAAACCGAAGAUGAACAUUAGCGAGUUGAAAAAAGAAGAUGCGUUCUUCAAAGAGGCCAUCGGAAAGUACAAAAACAUGAUCAGCCAAGUAAACAAAAAAUCGGUACGAAGCAAAUGGUACAGCGAAUAG